CUUUUCCGUCUUUCAGUCUUUGCUGAUACAUUAUUCACUUGUGUACAUCAAAAGAAAAGUAGGUUACGCCUCAACCAUGUCGCUUUCAGGGGAUAUAGGCACAAACGGGAGCGUUGAAAAAGACAGCAAACUAGCAGAGACAAAUCAAGGUGGCCUGACAGAAACAGAUGGGUUUAUCUACAGCAAUUCGUUCUCUAUGGACCCAGCGGAGGAGUAUAAGAUGGACCACAAGCGUCGCGGCACGGCGCUCAUUUUCAACCAGGAGACUUUUUACUGGCAGUUGGGGAUGCAUCCCCGCAGUGGGACCACUGCGGACCGCUACAACCUAGUCAAAAGAUUACAGGACUUGAACUUUGAUGUUCAGGCUUAUGAUGAUCUGAAGGUGGAAGAAGUUCUGGAUAAAAUCAGUGAUGCUGCGGAGGCCAACCAUUCAGAUGCCGACUGCUUCGUCUGUGUGUUUCUGAGCCAUGGAGAGAAUGACCACGUCUAUGCUUACAAUGGAAAGAUCUACAUCCAGGAAAUUGCUGCCUUGUUCAAAGGAGACAAGUGUAGGAGCCUUGUGGGCAAGCCUAAGAUCUUCAUCCUACAGGCAUGCCGUGGGGACAAGCACGACGACCCGGUGGUCCCCAUGGAUGUGGUGGACAGCGAGGUGAAGACCAACGAGGUGGUGGUGGACGCCGGCGUCGUCCAUACCCUCCCCGCUGGGGCCGACUUCCUCAUGUGCUACUCUGUGGCCGAAGGUUACUAUUCGCACCGCGAAACAAUCAAUGGAUCCUGGUACAUCCAGGAUCUGUGUGAGGCCUUCCGGAAGUUCGGAGAUUCUCUGGAGUUCACCGAGCUCCUAACGCUUGUCAACAGGAAGGUUUCCAUGAGAAGCGUUGGGAACUGUAAGGAUCGAAAUGCCAUCGGGAAGAAACAGGUCCCCUGCUUCGCCUCCAUGCUGACCAAGAAGCUUUACUUCCGACCCAAGAAGCAGUAGUGACUCCAUCCACUCAACAUCAAAUAUGUAAGCCCUGUUUUUUCCCCUGAAUCAUGUGAUUUCAAAAGGGUGGUCCUUGACUAUUAUUGUCUCUGAAUGCUUGCAAUUUUAUUUCUUUGUUUAACUUAAGUCUAUAUAUAGAUUUUUAAUGGCUUAUCAUGACAACCAGGCAAUGCACAAAUCAAGCUGUCUGUCCCUUUAAAAGUAGAUUGUACUGUGUUGAUUUUUUUAUGCAAUGUUAUUUUUAACACGCAUUCUGUUCUGGUAAACUUUAUUUAAAGCAUUUACCAAACUAGUGAAACCUGCUUGACUUCAGGGCUAUACAGGGCAUUGUCCCGUAGGUGCUGAAAACAAAAGGUGUUGAGUGUUAUGACAAUGGUUUUUCAAGUGAUAGUUUGAUCUAGGGUACAUGUGUGUGAAAUUCCGCUUACCCUGAGUUGUUCUUGAAGACUCAUGGAGUCAUUUCUCACAAGCCAUUUUUCACCUCAGUCCCAGCCUGGAAUUAGCAUUGUUAGCAUCGUCCAAAAGCACAAGUUGGAACUGUGCGAAGGGGAUUCUGUCAGUAAUACGAUUUACAACGCUAGUGCCUAUAGGCCUGUUCUGUUACACUACUGCUAUUUCUUAACAUCGACUAAGGUUCGCUGGGCUUGACCCAUGAAGAUAAUGGUGAAUUGUGUGAAGGCGGUUUGGUUCAGGGGUUUACUUUUUGCCUUGCCACCAACGGGUUGUUGGUUUAGUCCUCAAAUGUUGUGCUUUUGUCUGCGUUAUGAAGGAGGUAGUGUCUCUGGGGUUAACAUCCCCGCCUUAGGAGUUAAAUCCCCAGAAGAGGUUCCGAGUUCAGCCCAGAAAGGCAUCUUUAAGGUGGGGACAAAACCCCUGUUUCACUUUCUCACCUGGUGUCUACAGAACAGGCAACCACAACUGCCUGUCCUUUCAUUAUGUAGACAAUCACCUUUCUCCAGCUAAAUGUGGAUUUCUACAGGUUACAUCCAUAUGCUGUUGCCUCUUUACAUGGACUCUGCUUGAUCAGUCAUAAAGGGAAUGUCUCGAUCUGUAUUUCGACAUGCUUAGCUGUGUACAUUUGAAAUGUAGCAUUGCGUGUUUAUAUAUAUAUAUUUUUUAAAAGCAACGUUCGAACAACCACUCCAUUAAUUGGACCUCAGGGACUGAAGUGUGCAAUGUUUCGAAGACAUUAAGAGAACCUGUUGUCACAUGAUCUUUUGUACGACCCAGGAAGACCAAACCAAAGUCAGAGUUCAUUGGCCCCUUCGUAGUAGUGCCUUUGUCUAGCGACUUCAAAUAAAUUGUCUAAAAUUAAAGUAAAAACAUGAUCACUAAUUAACAUUAUCCUUUUAGGUCAAUCGACUGCCCUUUUUCCAACAAAUCCUUUAGUAGUUGUUCUUACACUGCAGGCAUAUUCAUUGGACAAGAGGUAGGCUUUAAGUGCUUUUUAUAUCAGACAAUGCCUAUCAACUGACAAUAGGCACUUGGAAAUGACUAGAUCCAUGGCAACGAAUGAGGUACUGCCAAUUUGUAUGCAAACCUGAUUGGUGGACACAUUUGUAUUCGAGAUGUAUUAUCAAAUAGGGGUGAAUGUAAGGAACCACUGCUUUGUAGGGAACUCUUUCUACUUCUGUUCAACCAGGGACCUUUUUUUGUUGCCGUUUACGUUAGAAAUACGGUGGCUACAUUCAGCAGGCAUUACGUACCAGUGACUACACUACAUUAUUGAAAUUAGUUUUAAGCGCAUGAUGAAACUCUACAAACCAACUCAUUACUUCAGUGUCAUUCUGGAUAAGGUCUCAGAGCAUCCAUGUUUGCAUUGUGCCAUUGUAAACAGAAUAUAAUUUGCAUGCGCACAUGGAUGUAAUUGGUUUGGAUUGUUUUUAACGCGCCUGGGGCGCAUUUUCAAUGCUUUGUAUUCUUUGCACGGGCCCCUGACGGUCCCAAGCAAUUUUCUCUGUAACAAAAAAUAUCAUUUAGGUUUUUUCCUAUUUUCAUGUGGAAAUAGAUCUUCCAACCACACAAUUCCAGUUGUGAAUUUGUAGAAAUGUUCAGGUAUUUGAUGACUUAAAUGAACUUUUGUAUUGAGGUGUAAUAAAAUAUUUAAAUGUU
This is a messenger RNA of Esox lucius (northern pike), 3094 nucleotides long. RefSeq names its product caspase-6. Gene Ontology annotation, cellular component: cytoplasm. Lineage: Eukaryota; Metazoa; Chordata; Actinopteri; Esociformes; Esocidae. The coding region runs from base 77 to 979 and encodes 300 amino acids. Gene Ontology annotation, biological process: apoptotic process; proteolysis. The record is from RefSeq and is a predicted model, not a curated record. The transcript has 8 exons.